UUCCGUCCACCUUCCAAAUUCAAUCAAAUCCUCUUUCCAUUUUGCCCCAUACGCGUCUCUAUGAGGCCAUUAUUCCAUCACCAUUAACCGACCUCUCUCCUCCUUAAAACUCCUCUCUUUUCUUCUCUCUUACCCACCCAAACCACAAACAGAUCAUCUCUCUCUUAUAUUUUGCUCAGAUAAUCUGUUCAUCAUAUUUAAUUCCCUUUUUUCUUAGAUAAUUUGUCUGUGAAAAUAUAUGGCUCAGAGAACAGAGAAAGAAGAGACUGAAUACAACAAAGUCGUACAUGAGAAAACCUUAACACUUUGCGUUAAAAGUUGCGGUGUCAUCGGCAAUCCAGCCACCAAUAAUAUGUGCCAAAAUUGCUCUAACGCUAGCUCCUCCAAGGUCGCAUAUCCUCAUAAAUUCGCCAACAUAUUAACCAGAUCUACCUCGUCCGAUCUAAAAAAAUAUGUCGAUCGAGCGGUGAAAGAUGAUGAUAAGGCAAAGGAGAGCGUUUCACCGGCGAAGAGGGAGGUGAACCGUUGCUCUGGUUGUCGGAGGAAGCUAGGAUUAACCGGCUUCCGUUGCCGGUGCGGUGAAUUAUUCUGCGGCGAACACCGUUACUCUGACCGUCAUGAUUGCAGCUAUGAUUACAGAACCGCCGGCCGAGAGGCGAUCGCGAGGCAGAAUCCGCUCGUCAAAGCCGCGAAGAUCGUUAAACUUUGAACGGCGAAAGAGAUAUACUCCAUAUGGUAUCAUCGUCAAAUUGGAUUUCAGUUGAAGUGAAAGGGAGAAAGAGAUUUGCUAUCGCGAAGAUCUCUGUAGCUGCUGUGUUACUGCUCUGUUUGGGAUAUGCUGUGCUAUCGAAAGAGAGUAUGAAGAAGCGCAGAGAGAAAUUAAAAUAUAUUUUUAAUAAAUAUUUGAAGUUAAAUUUGUUGUGAUGAAAUUUCUCUCUGAAUUGUUAUUGAUGGCUCUGUUUUCUCAUAUUAACAUAUGAAAAAUUUAAAAGGUAUAGCUUUGCAAUUUAUUUCAUCUUUGUUUGGCUGCCAAUCAAAGUAGAAACCGUAUGGAAAUUUAAAUCA
This is a messenger RNA of Nicotiana tabacum (common tobacco), 1065 nucleotides long. Its product is annotated as zinc finger A20 and AN1 domain-containing stress-associated protein 5-like. Gene Ontology annotation, biological process: protein ubiquitination. The record is from RefSeq and is a predicted model, not a curated record. Lineage: Eukaryota; Viridiplantae; Streptophyta; Magnoliopsida; Solanales; Solanaceae. Gene Ontology annotation, molecular function: zinc ion binding; ubiquitin-protein transferase activity; DNA binding.